AUGGCAACUAAUGUUAACAGGCACAAGCCCUGGCUGGAGCCCACCUACCAUGGGAUUGUGACGGAGAAUGACAACACAGUGCUGCUUGACCCGCCCCUGAUCGCCCUGGAUAAGGACGCGCCUCUGCGCUUUGCAGAGAGUUUUGAGGUGACAGUCACCAAAGAAGGUGAGAUUUGUGGCUUUAAAAUUCACGGGCAGAAUGUCCCCUUUGACGCAGUGGUAGUGGAUAAGUCCACUGGAGAGGGGAUAAUUCGCUCCAAAGAGAAACUGGACUGCGAGCUGCAGAAAGACUACACAUUCACCAUCCAGGCCUACGACUGCGGGAAGGGCCCUGACGGCACUGGCGUGAAGAAGUCUCAUAAAGCAACUGUCCACAUCCAGGUGAACGAUGUGAACGAGUAUGCCCCUGUGUUCAAGGAGAAGUCCUACAAGGCGACGGUCACUGAGGGCAAGCAGUAUGAUAGCAUCCUGAGGGUGGAGGCCGUGGACGCAGACUGCUCCCCUCAGUUCAGCCAGAUCUGCAGCUACGAGAUCGUCACUCCUGAUGUGCCCUUCGCUGUGGACAAGGAUGGUUAUAUAAAGAACACCGAGAAGCUAAACUAUGGGAAAGAACGUCAGUAUAAGCUGAGCGUCACGGCCUAUGACUGUGGGAAGAAGAGGGCCGCGGAAGAUGUUCUGGUGAAGAUCAGCAUUAAGCCCACCUGCACACCUGGGUGGCAAGGCUGGAGUAACAGGGUUGAGUACGAGCCUGGCACUGGCGCCCUGGCUGUCUUCCCAAACAUCCACCUGGAGACAUGUGAUGAGCCAGUGGCCUUGGUGCAAGCCACAGUGGAGCUAGAGACCAGCCACAUCGGGAAAGGCUGCGACCGAGACACCUACUCUGAGAAGUCCCUGCACAGGCUCUGCGGGGCUGCUGCAGGCACUGCCGAGCUGCUCCCUUCCCCCAGCAGCUCCUUGAACUGGACCAUCGGCCUCCCCACUGACAACGGCCAUGACAGCGACCAGGUCUUUGAGUUCAAUGGCACCCAGGCAGUGAGGAUCCCUGAUGGUGUAGUUUCUGUCAACCCCAAGGAGCCCUUCACGAUUGCCAUGUGGAUGAGGCAUGGACCUUUCGGCAGGAAGAAGGAGACGAUUCUUUGCAGUUCAGACAAGACAGAUAUGAACCGACAUCACUACUCACUCUACAUUCAUGGGUGCAGGCUGAUUUUCCUCCUCCGUCAGGACCCUUCCGAGGAGAAGAAAUACAAGCCUGCAGAAUUCCACUGGAAGUUGAAUCAGGUCUGUGAUGAAGAGUGGCACCACUUCGUCCUCAACGUGGAGCUCCCAGCUGUGACUCUGUAUGUGGACGGCGCCUCCCAUGAGCCCUUCUCAGUGACUGAAGAUUACCCGCUUCAUCCGUCCAAGAUAGACACGCAGCUCGUCGUGGGGGCUUGCUGGCAAGAGUAUUCAGGAGUUGAAAGUGACAAUGACACUGAGCCUGUGACUGUGGCCUCUACAGGUGGCAGCCUGCACAUGAUCCAGUUUUUCCGAGGGAACCUGGCUGGCCUCACAGUCCGCUCUGGGAAACUCGCAGACAAGAAGGUGAUCGACUGUUUGUAUACCUGCAAAGAGGGGCUGGACUUGCAGCUCCCUGAGGACAGCAGAGGUAUCCAGAUCCAGUCAAGCUCCAGCCAGUCGGUGUUGACUCUGGAAGGUGACGACAUUGGGGAGCUAGACAAGGCCAUGCAGCACCUGUCCUACCUGAACUCGAGGCAGUUCCCCACACCAGGCAUCCGGAGGCUCAGAAUCACCAGCACGAUCAAGUGCUUUAAUGAGGCUACCACCUGCAUCGAGGUCCCCACUGUCGAGGGCUAUGUGAUGGUUUUGCAGCCCGAAGAACCCAAGAUCAGCCUGAGCGGCAUCCACCACUUUGCCCGAGCAGCUUCUGAAUUUGAGAGCUCGGAAGGGGUCUUCCUGUUCCCAGAGCUUCGGAUCAUCAGCACCGUCACGAGGGAGGUGGAGCCUGAUGGGGACGGGGCUGAGGACCCCACAGUCCAAGAGUCCCUGGUGUCCGAGGAGGUCGUGCAUGACCUGGAUACCUGCGAGGUCACGGUGGAGGGAGAGGAGCUGAGCCCGGAGCAAGAGAGCCUGGAAGUGGAUGCCGGCCGGCUGCAGCAGAAGGGCAUUGAAGUGAGCCGCUCAGACCUGGGCGUGGUUCUCAGAGGCGUGGACACCAUGGCCAGCUAUGAGGAGGUGUUGCACCUCCUGCGCUAUCGGAACUGGCACACCAGCUCCCUGCUAGACCGGAAGUUCAGGCUCAUCUGCUCCGAGCUGAAUGGCCGUUACCUGAGCAAUGAGUUUAAAGUGGAGGUGAAUGUGAUCCACACCGCCAGCCCCGUGGAACACGCCAACCACAUGGCCGCCCAGCCACAGUUUGUUCACCCUGAGCACCGCUCCUUCGUGGACCUGUCGGGCCACAACCUGGCCAAUCCUCACCCAUUCGCAGUUGUCCCCAGCACGGCCACUGUGGUGAUUGUGGUGUGUGUCAGCUUCCUGGUUUUCAUGAUUAUCCUGGGAGUGUUUCGGAUUCGGGCUGCACAUCAGCGGACGAUGCGGGACCAGGAUACGGGGAAGGAGAAUGAGAUGGACUGGGACGACUCAGCCUUGACCAUCACCGUGAACCCCAUGGAGACAUAUGAGGACCAGCAUAGCAGUGAAGAGGAGGAAGAGGAAGAAGAGGAAGAGGAAAGUGAAGACGGGGAGGAGGAAGAGGACAUCACCAGCGCCGAGUCAGAGAGCAGCGAGGAGGAAGAGGGCGGCCCAGGCGACGGCCAGAAUGCAACCCGGCAGCAGCAGCUCGAGUGGGACGAUUCCACACUCAGCUACUGACCCAGCUGCCACUCCCCAGCCUGAGACUCUGCCCCCCCCAGCCCUGGGUCCGUGAUGUACAAAGUCCUUGGGCCAGCAGGCCUGCAGACCCCACCCUCCCAUGCUUGGUGUUAGACCCGUAGCUCUGCCCUCGUCCACCUCCACCGGCUGUCCUCCCUGCUGCUCCUGCCAGCCAGCACAGGGCCAUGCGCGGCCUGGACCACGUGUGUCUGCUUCCCUUGCCGGCCUGAAAGGGUCCCCCUCCCCACCCUCGCCCUCGCCCCUCCAGAAAAGCUGCCGUGACAGGACUUGGUGACAAAGGGUAAAAAUUGUUCACUUCCACCUGGUAAUCAGUUGGUGGUUUUUUGUUUUUUUAAGUUUUUAUUUUUUCCAGGUUAGUGCAUGUAUAAAGUGGCAGAAUGGGGGUUAAUAUGUAGAUGAUCAAUGACUUUUUAAUAUUUUGUAAAUAAAGGAUUCUCUGUGUCCUUUG
Octodon degus (degu) is the source of this 3337-nucleotide messenger RNA. It is a transcript of the gene Clstn1, whose product is annotated as calsyntenin 1. Gene Ontology annotation, cellular component: postsynaptic membrane; cell surface. Gene Ontology annotation, molecular function: amyloid-beta binding; kinesin binding; X11-like protein binding. The record is from RefSeq and is a predicted model, not a curated record. The transcript is spliced from 19 exons. Gene Ontology annotation, biological process: positive regulation of synapse assembly; positive regulation of synaptic transmission; homophilic cell-cell adhesion. The coding region runs from base 1 to 2868 and encodes 955 amino acids. Lineage: Eukaryota; Metazoa; Chordata; Mammalia; Rodentia; Octodontidae.